Messenger RNA from Chrysochloris asiatica (Cape golden mole), 2090 nucleotides. RefSeq names its product family with sequence similarity 13, member C (gene FAM13C). The transcript is spliced from 15 exons. The coding region runs from base 550 to 2058 and encodes 502 amino acids. NCBI's taxonomy places the organism in Eukaryota, Metazoa, Chordata, Mammalia, Afrosoricida, Chrysochloridae. The record is from RefSeq and is a predicted model, not a curated record.
AAAAAAGCAAAUCUCCUGGGGAGCUCAGCACCUGGGCAAAAAGAGUUGGGAAUUCCUAUUUCCAAUCCCCUGGGGCGGGGGAACGAAAGGCCUGGAAUAAACACCGCGCCGGGCUGGUAAGGCUCGACUCGCGAGGCAACUCUCCUGUGCUCCUUGCGGGGUUCUCUGGGUCCCCGGUCCCGCCCCUCCACCACCGCCGCCGCUGCGCCCCGCCCCGCCCGGCUCAGUCCCCGCAGCCUCGCGGGCUGCCGGGCUUUGUGGUUCGCCCGUGCGGCUGGGCCCCUGCUGGGGGUGUCGUUACGAGCAUGUGCAGACAGCAGCCCAAGCCUUCAGGAUAAUUCCUUCGGCAGCGCUGCUGUAACAGAGUGUGAGGAAGACACAGUCACUCUACAUGAAGACCAGACUGAUUGUUCCAGUCUCAGAGAUGAAAACAAUAAAGAAAAUUACCCGGACGCUGGGGCGCUCCUAGAUGAGCACCCGCCACUCUCGCGAGAGGCUCAGCAGCAUGCAGAGCAGACCUUGCUGGUGGACGGUGUGUUGAGACCCAGCAUGGGCAACUUCAAGUCCCGGAAACCUAAGUCCAUCAUCAAAGCAGACAACGGGAGGAGCCACGCAGAAAAUCAGGAGACAGAGCACGUGGUGUCUGGUCAGCCGGAGUGUCAGGGGAGAGCAGGCACGCCAGCUCAUGAGAAUCCACAAAACAACACCUCCAGGUGCCAAGAAACAGUGCGACUUCAACCAAGAAUAGACCAGAGGGCUGCCAUCUGGCCAAAGGACGCCUUGGAAACUCGGCAAGACUUUAAUGAGGAAGAAGCUGCUCAGGUGCAUGGAGUCAAGGACCCAGACCCAGCUCCCACGCAGAGCGUUCUAGCCGAGGGGGCGGAUUCUGCAGACUGCACACCACUCCAAAAAGACUGGCAGAAGGAAGCUGAUGACGGGCUGGAAGACCACCAGUCUUUUGGCCCCAGCAGGCUGCUGUAUCACAUAACAGAUGGGGACCAUCCGCUGUUGUCACCACGAUGCUCCAUCUUCAGCCAAAGUCAGAGAUUCAACUUAGACCCUGAGUCUGCCCCAUCCCCACCCAGCACUCAACAGUUUAUGAUGCCCCGAAGUUCUUCCCGAUGCAGCUGUGGGGAUGGCAAGGAGCCACAAACCAUUACCCAACUCACAAAGCACAUCCAGAGCCUCAAACGGAAAAUUCGGAAAUAUGAAGAAAAAUUUGAACAGGAAAAGAAGUACCGGCCUUCGCAUGGCGACAAGACGUCUAAUCCUGAAGUUCUGAAAUGGAUGAAUGAUUUGGCUAAAGGCCGUAAACAGCUCAAAGAACUAAAGCUGAAGCUAUCAGAAGAACAAGGGAGUGCUCCCAAAGGCCAACCUAGAAACCUGUCUUGUGAGCAAUCCACAGUCCCCAGAGAGAAUGGGAAGCCAGAAGCCACAGGUCCUGAGCCCAGCUCCUCUGGAGAGGAUACCACAGAUGCUGUGUUGAAAAGCCUAAAGGAGAAGAGAGAGCAGGUUACUCCGCCGGAGGAUCCUAAGGUAACUAAACAAGACAAGAGCCUCAUAAAGCCUCUUUAUGACCGAUACAGAAUUAUCAAGCAAAUCUUAUCAACACCGUCCCUGAUCCCAACAAUUCAGGAGGAAGAGGACUCUGAUGAAGAUGAUCCACAGGGAAGCCAUCAGUCUUGUUUACCAGAUCCAGCAUCUCACAUGCCUAUUGGUGACCACCUCCCCUACUCCAGUGAGAUUGAACCUGUUAGGGCCCUGCUACCAGAUGAAAAGAAGGAGGUCAAACAACCAGCCCUCUCCAUGUCCAAUUUACAUGAGGCCACCAUGCCUGUACUCCUUGACCAUCUCCGAGAGACUAGGGCUGAUAAGAAGAGACUUCGGAAAGCCUUAAGAGAAUUUGAAGAACAGUUUUUCAAACAAACCGGAAGAAGUCCACAAAAGGAAGACAGGAUCCCCAUGGCAGAUGAGUACUAUGAAUACAAGCACAUAAAAGCCAAACUGAGACUACUAGAAGUCCUCAUCAGCAAGCAAGAUGUGGCCAAAACUAUUUGAGGUCAGGAAAUGUUCGUGAUCACUUUCACCCA